AUGUUUGCUCUGCAUCGAUCAGCCCUUCAGCCAAUCUACUGGAGCGUUAUCAAAAGCUCUGUUGAUAGAGCUUUAGCAACCUAUACUUGUUUUGUAGGUGGAGGGCAUGCAGGAUGUGAGGGAGCUGCAGCAGCAGCAAGGUGUGGUGCUCGAACAAUUCUCCUCACGCAUAACAAGAACACAAUUGGAGAAAUGAGCUGUAAUCCAAGUUUUGGUGGUAUUGGAAAAGGGCAUUUAAUUCGCGAAGUUGAUGCUUUGGAUGGUCUAUGCGGUCGUAUCUGUGAUAAAUCUGCCAUUACCUAUCAAGCUCUUAACUCUGGGCAGGGCCCUGCAGUCCUUGGUCUUCGUGCCCAAAUCGACCGCUCGCUCUAUAAAGCUCAUAUGCAAAAGGAGAUUUCCACUACCGAGAACCUGAUGGUCGUCGAAGGUGGUGUUGAUUCUCUUAUUGUUGAAGAUGGUAAUGAAAGGCGAGUCACCGGUGUGGUCUUAGAGGAUGGCAGCAAGCUGAAGACGAAAACCGUUCUUAUAGCAACAGGGACUUUUUUAGGGGGAGAGAUAUUUUUGGGAAAGAAACGAUGGCCAGCUGGGAGAAUUGGUGAAAAGAGUGCUACAAGUUUAUCACAGUCCUUCAAAGAGUUGGGCUUCCGUCUAUCACGCCUUCGAACUGGAACUCCGCCUCGUUUGUGGAAGAACUCCAUAGAUUUCACGCAAUUCCAAUUGAUGCCACCGGAUCCUGUUCCAAUACCUUUUUCCUUUAUGACCGACCAAGUUUGGUUACCGCCUGAACAACAGUUGCCUACCUAUAUCGGUUAUACCAACGAUCUUGUGCGUGAAAUAGCUGAGGAAAAUAUAGCAGAAAAUGUACACAUCAAAGCUGAUGCACGUGGACCUCGUUACUGUCCAUCUCUCGAGGCAAAAAUCAUCCGGUUUCCACAGCUUCAUCACAGAUUAUUCCUGGAGCACGAAGGCCUCCAUUCUGACUUGAUUUAUCCACAAGGAAUGUCUAUGACUUUUCCACCCGAGAUUCAACUCAAGAUAAUGAGAGCUAUCAAAGGAUUAGAAAAGGUUGAGAUCGCUCAGCACGGCUACGGAGUUCAGUACGAUUUCGUAGACCCUAAACAGUUAUUACCAACAUUAGAGACAAAGUCUGUGAAGGGCCUUUUCUUGGCUGGGCAGAUUAAUGGAACGACAGGGUACGAAGAGGCAGCAGCUCAGGGUGUUGUGGCUGGUAUCAAUGCAGCUGCACGUGUCCGAGGAGUUGAAGGAAUGGUUGUUCGUCGUAGCCAAGGAUAUGUCGGUGUUCUUAUUGAUGAUCUGACUAGUUUGGGCACAAAUGAGCCUUAUCGAAUGUUCACAUCGCGAGCGGAGCACAGAUUGCAUUUAAGACCGGAUAAUGCAGAUAUGAGACUCACGGAACUCGGUAGAAAAUGGGGAGCAGUACGCGAUGUCCGAUGGUCUCGGUUUAUCGAUGAAAAGAAUGCCGUUGACAAAGCCACUGAAGCUCUGAGAAGUAUCCGAAUGAGCAUAUCAAAAUGGAGUCGAGUGCUUCCAAAAUUGCAGUCGAAGAAUCUAGCUAAAGUCCUAUCUGCAUACGAAAUGCUCUAUCGACAUAACAUUUCCCUGGAGGUUUUGAAAGCUGCACUUCCUGAUCAGCUUGGACACUCUUUGCCGGACAAGCUGGAAAACCUCGAAAAGCGUCUCAAGUAUGAGGCCAGCUAUGAAGUAGCUCAAGAACGGAUGAAAAACAAGAUGAAGGAAAUUGAUCAGGAAUCAAGUAGCCUAAUACCUGAAGACAUAGACUACAGCAAAUUACAAGGUCUGAGUGCUGAAUGCUGGGAAAAGCUGGAUCGGGCACGACCCCUCAAUUUAGCAGCAGCUUCAAGGGUUCCUGGUGUUAAACCAGAAGCGAUCGUUGCCAUACUUCGGUACUUAAAACGGAAUAAUAUAGUAUCUCAGUCUGCAUGA
Haemonchus placei is the source of this 1965-nucleotide messenger RNA. The record is from the annotation of a GenBank genome assembly. Lineage: Eukaryota; Metazoa; Nematoda; Chromadorea; Rhabditida; Trichostrongylidae.